Molecule: messenger RNA, 2097 nt
Organism: Ipomoea triloba (trilobed morning glory)
Lineage: Eukaryota; Viridiplantae; Streptophyta; Magnoliopsida; Solanales; Convolvulaceae
Exons: 3
Coding region: 1-2097 (698 amino acids)
Molecular function (GO): nucleic acid binding; RNA-DNA hybrid ribonuclease activity
Source: RefSeq, a predicted model, not a curated record
AUGUCUGAUCUUAGACCCAUAGCCUUGUGUAACGUUCUUUACAAGAUUUUAGCCAAAGCUCUUGCAAACAGAAUCAAACCUCUCCUGAAUUCCUUGAUCUCAAACUCUCAAAGUGUUUUUGUCCCCAAUAGAUUGAUUACAGACAACCUCCUGUUGGCCUAUGAAUCUCAUCAUUACCUCAAUAGGAAAACUCAGGGGAACACGGGGUAUGUGAGCAUGAAAAUUGAUAUGAGUAAGGCCUAUGAUAGAUACAAGGUCAGUCUUGAAGGAAAGGAAUUGGGUCCUAUCGUUCCUAGGAGGGGAUUAAGACAGGGGGACCCCCUCUCGCCUUACCUGUUUAUCCUGGUUAUGGAAGGCUUAAGUGCUAUGAUUUCAAUGGAGAUUAAAAACAAUGGUAUUCAUGGCAUCAAAGUUGCUAGGGGUGCCCCAGAAGUCAGUCAUUUGUUUUUUGCAGACGAUUACCUUCUUUUUUGUAGGGCAAACUCCUUUGAAGCGAAUGUUAUGAAGGCUACUUUGGCAGAAUUUUCUUUGGCUUCGAGGCAGCACAUUAAUUACAAUAAAUCCUCCCUUAUGUUCAGUAAAAACGUUGACAGUCUCACUAGGGAGGUGGUGUGUGAAGUUAUGGGUAUCUCGGAAGGCUCCCACUCAGGCAGGUAUUUGGGGCUUCCAUCCCUGGUUGGAAGAAGCAAAAAUCAGAUUCUAGGCUUCAUCAGACAGAAGGUUAUAAGCCGUAUCAAGAGUUGGAACAACAAUUUUCUUUUAAAAGCUGGUAGAGAGGUCUUAAUUAAGAAUGUGCUUCAUGCUAUACCAACUUUCGCAAUGAGCAUCUUUCUUCUUCCGGUGGAGACUUGCAAUGGUAUAGAAUUAGCUAUGAACAAAUUCUGGUGGAAGGGGGAUGUUGACAGUAAUAGGGGCAUCAAUUGGAAGAAAUGGCAGGAUCUGUGCAAGCCAAAAAGCUUUGGUGGUAUGGGAUUUCGCAAGAUUAGAGAGUUUAAUAUAGCUCUCCUUGGUAAGCAAGCGUGGAGGUUUAUUCAGUUUCCGGAUUCACUUGUCUCAAGAGUUUUUAAAGCAAAAUACUUCAACAAUACUUCCUUCCUUGAGGCCAAACUGGGGAGCAACUCAUCAUUUGUAUGGAGGAGUAUCAUGGAAGCACAACCUAUCAUGAAAGCCAAUUGUAGAUGGAGGGUGGGUGAUGGUCACUCCAUAAAUAUUUGGAAGGACCCAUGGAUUCCUAGAAAGGAUAAUCCCUUUGUCAAGACUGCUAUGCCACAUUAUUUGGAACAUGCAAAGGUCAAUUCUCUCAUGGAGAUGAAUCAGGAAAAGGGGGCAGAGGCAAUUAUCAAAGAUAUAUUUGUGGAAGAAGAUUGGGAUCAUAUUAUGAAAUGUGCCUUUGCUAAAUCCUGCUGGAGCAAAAUCCCUUCUAUCCCUCAAAGAGCAGGAGGUCUUUUUCUGGAUUGGUUUAAUGAUUGUGUUUCAAGGCUCAAAUCUGAUUCCUUAGCUUUAAUGGCUACUGUGUGUUGGAAAGUGUGGGAUGCUAGGAACAAGUUGGUGUGGCAGAACCAGAGAUCACACCCUUCCCAUAUUGUUGAUGAAGCUGUUGUUUUUCUUGAUGCUUGGAGGACGAUUCACAACACCAAUGGAGAAGAGAAUGUUACUACAACAGUACAUACUUGGAAAAGACCACAUUUCGGCAAGCUCAAACUGAAUGUGGACGCAGCUUUUGAUGCUACAAAGAAAAGGACAGGCUUGGGAUGCAUUCUAAGAGAUGAGGAAGGGAAAUUUAUUGCUGCCCUUCAGCAGAGCUGCGAUAAUCUGUAUCAACCAAAAAUUGGGGAGGCUAUUGCAAUCCGGGAAGCUCUCAAAUGGAUUAAAGCCUUGAACUUUCAAUCUUUUAUUGUUGAAUCUGAUGCACAACUUGUAAUUUUAGGCUUGAAGGCCUCCUCUUGUAUGUCCUCCUUUGAUCUCAUUCUCCAGGACAUUAGAAACCUAGCUAGUGAUGUUUAUGACAUUAGCUUUUCAUUUGCUAAACGGUCCGCGAACAAGGCAGCACAUAUGUUAGCGAGGGAAGCAUUGUUCUUUGCCGAUCGUAGGGAGUAG